Cryptomeria japonica (Japanese cedar) is the source of this 873-nucleotide messenger RNA. RefSeq lists its product as uncharacterized. Bases 15 to 695 code for a protein of 226 amino acids. Gene Ontology annotation, molecular function: protein dimerization activity. The transcript is spliced from 3 exons. NCBI's taxonomy places the organism in Eukaryota, Viridiplantae, Streptophyta, Pinopsida, Cupressales, Cupressaceae. The record is from RefSeq and is a predicted model, not a curated record.
CUGAUGAGGAGGUCAUGGCAGGUGUUAUUACAUGCAUUGAUAAGAUGACACCUGAUCCUGAGUUGAGAGACAAGGUUCUUGAUGAGUUGGAGAUCUACAAAAGUGCAGAGGGGAGACUCUUCUCAUCACAACUAGCAAUUGAUAGGAGAGGAAAACAACAACCAGAUUUAUGGUGGGAGAAUUAUGGUGCCGGCACGCCUAAUCUUCAAAAGAUAGCUAUCCGUGUUUUGUCUCAGCCAUGCAGUGCUUCUGGGUGUGAACGAAAUUGGAGUGUCUUUGAAAGCAUUCACACAAAGAAGAGAAAUAGAUUGUCACAAAAGCGGCUCAAUGAUCUAGUAUUUGUUCGGUACAACCUUCGCCUUCGAGUUAGACAGGUGGAGGGUGUUUCACAUGAGGCCAUUGACUUGGAUGAAAUUGAUCCAUAUGGUGAUUGGACCAUGAAUGAACAAAAUGAUGGUGAUGAUGUCCUCCUUACCGAAGAAGAAAUUGCAGAAAUAGAGAGAGGAGCAGCACAAGAUGCAGAAGGAGCAAGAUUGGAUGAAGAUGAGGACGAAGAUGAGGAUGAUGAUGAGGACUAUGACUUUGAAGAAGAAUCAUCUCACCAUUUAGAUACCACAACACCCACUGCUACUACUUCUAGCUCAAGGCCUGAAAAAUUGAGCUAUAUUAGGAAAAAUACAAAGAGGAAGAUGUAGUCUUCUCUUUGGUUUGUUCAUUCACAUUGCUGUUUUUCACAUUUGCAGUUGGACUUGGACAUAUCAUUAUAUGUAAUUUUGUGAACAUUUAUAUACUUAUGCUGCCAUUAUAGUAUUAUACAUUUUAGAGUUGAAACUUGAAACUUGAAUAUGCUGCCAUGAAUGAUGAAAUUUCAAA